Sparassis crispa is the source of this 1077-nucleotide messenger RNA. RefSeq lists its product as hypothetical. The coding region runs from base 1 to 1077 and encodes 358 amino acids. The record is from RefSeq and is a predicted model, not a curated record. The transcript has 5 exons. Lineage: Eukaryota; Fungi; Basidiomycota; Agaricomycetes; Polyporales; Sparassidaceae. Gene Ontology annotation, cellular component: plasma membrane.
AUGUCUGACUCCAAAUUUCGUCCGCCUAGCGAGGGCUCGUCCGGCUCCCGCAACGUCGUCGACCACAAUGCCCCUAAUGUGACGGACGAGCCUCCCGCGGUGGCGCGGAGGCCGCAGUCAGCGGACGCCCAUGUUAUCAAGGUUCAGCCGCUCAAACGCGCCGAGAUGCAGCCAUCGUAUGCGCAGGAUUUGGGAACUGGAGAGGUUACACAUGGUGUCUACGGCUCCUUGCUGCAAGUGUUGGGCUCGUGCAUCGGGUUCUGCGGUGCCAUCCCGUGCUGCCCGGUUCCCAACCCGUUCCACAACGUCCAACAAGGUUCGGUUGGGCUCGUCGCACGCUUCGGUAAAUUCUACAAGAGCGUCGACCCAGGGCUCGUGCAAGUGAAUGUCUGCACCGAGUCUCUACGCAUCGUCGACGUCAAAAUUCAAAUCAGCGCCAUUGGUAGGCAGAAGGUCAUCACGCGCGACAACGUCGACGUCGAGAUCGACUCUGUCAUCUACUUCCAGAUCACGAACCCCUACCGUGCGGCGUUCAACAUCACCGACCUGCGCCAGGCGCUCAUAGAGCGGGCGCAGACGACGCUGCGGCACGUCGUGGGCGCGCGGGCGGUGCAGAGUGUCAUCGCAGAGCGCGAGGCGAUCGCGUAUGAGAUCGCCGAGAUCGUGGGGGACGUCGCGGACAAGUGGGGCGUGGCCAUCGAGGGCAUCCUCAUCAAGGACAUCAUCUUCUCCGCCGAGAUCUCCGCGUCGCUCUCGUCCGCGGCGCAGCAGAAGCGCAUCGGAGAGAGCAAGGUCAUCGCCGCGCGCGCAGAGGUCGACGCGGCGCGCCUCAUGCGCCAGGCCGCGGACAUCCUCGCGAGCCCGGCUGCGAUGCAGAUCCGCCAGCUCGAGGCGCUGCAGACGAUGGCGAAGACGGCGAAUAGCAAGGUCGUGUUUGUGCCGAUGCAGUUGCAGAGCGACGUCGCUGGCCAGCUCGCGCAGGGCUCUGGCUUGUCGUCGGCGCAUCUCCAGGAGGCGACCGGCGAGGAGGGCUCGGUCGGCCGCGUAGCGCUGAUGAACAGCAUCGCGAACGUGUAG